AUGGAAGAAAAAGCCAUCGGCGCCUCCUCGGCCGUCGAUGUCGAAACGGCCAAAUCAAUGGCCAUCGACCCGACGCUAGAGAAGCACGCGCACGAUGCAGACGAGGCGAUGAAAGCAUUUGACGAACUGCAAGGUGAAGCGAUCGAGUUGGACGAAGCGACAAAUAAGAGGUUGUUGAGGAUUAUCGAUUGGCAUAUGAUGCCGAUUAUGUGUUGUAUUUAUGGGAUGAAUUACUUGGAUAAGACUACGCUUUCGUAUGCGAGCAUUAUGGGGAUUAAAAAGGAUUUGAAUCUUGUCAAGGAUCAGUAUCAGUGGCUGAGCAGUUUGUUCUAUUUUGGAUAUCUGGCGUGGGAGUAUCCCACUAACCGCCUGCUGCAGCGGUUGCCGUUGGGCAAGUACUCUGGUGCCUGUAUUUUGAUUUGGGGCAUUAUUUUGAGCUGUUUCGCGGCUGUUGAGAGUUACUCGGGGGCUAUUGCUAUUCGAUUCUUCUUGGGGGUGUUCGAAGCGGCGGUUACGCCUGGCUUUGCGCUGCUCACUUCGCAGUGGUACACGAAGAGAGAACAAGGUAGUCGCGUGAACAUCUGGUUCAGCUUCAACGGUGUCGGUCAGAUUCUUGGUGGUUGCGUCGCCUAUGGGAUCGCCGUUGGCUCUGCCAAACAUGGAUCUGCUAUCGCGCCGUGGAAGAUCAUCUUCCUGUUCACCGGUCUGUUGACGGUCGCUCUCGGCCUGGUUUUCCUGUGGAUUGUGCCGGAUAACCAGUUGAAUGCGCGCUGGCUGAAGCAGGAGGAUCGUAUUUUGGCUAUUGCUCGAGUGCGCAUCAAUCAGCAGGGUAUCGGUAACAAGCACUUUAAACUUUACCAGGUCAAGGAAGCCCUCCUGGACCCGAUGAGCUGGGCGUUCUUCUUCUUUGCGCUCAUUGCGGAUAUUCCAAAUGGCGGUAUCACCAACUUCUUCAGUCAACUGCCCCACAAGAUCAGCAGCUUCGGGUUCACUGCAGAGGAGAGUCUGAUUCUGGGUGUUCCAGGCGGUGCCGUUGAAGUUAUUGCUUUGCUGCUCAACGGUUACAUGUGCUAUAAAACCGACCAGCGUAUCCUUUGCAGUCUGGGCGGACUUGUAUCCGCCCUGGUCGGAAUCAUCCUCAUCGUUGCGCUGCCUGAGGGUAACAACGUAGGCCGUCUGAUUGGAUACUACAUGACCCAAGCCAGCCCAACAGCCUUUGUAGCUCUUUUGUCGAUGAUCUCCUCCAACGUGGCGGGAUAUACCAAGAAAACCACGGUUGCCGCCAUGUACCUGAUCGGGUACUGUGUUGGGAACAUUAUCGGCCCCCAAACCUUCCGUCCGAAAGAUGCCCCGCGCUACGUCCCCGCUGAAAUCACCAUCAUCGUUUGCCUGGCCGUGUCCAUCGGCAUCAUGUGCUUCAUCUUAUGGUGGUAUCGUAAGGAGAAUGCUCGUAAAGCUGUAAUCCAGUCUCGUCCUGACUACGUACGACUGGCAAAUCAGGAGUCAGUUGCCUAA
Molecule: messenger RNA, 1515 nt
Organism: Penicillium maclennaniae
Lineage: Eukaryota; Fungi; Ascomycota; Eurotiomycetes; Eurotiales; Aspergillaceae
Product: allantoate permease family MFS transporter
Exons: 6
Coding region: 1-1515 (504 amino acids)
Biological process (GO): tripeptide transport; allantoate transport; transmembrane transport
Cellular component (GO): plasma membrane
Molecular function (GO): allantoate transmembrane transporter activity; dipeptide transmembrane transporter activity
Source: RefSeq, a predicted model, not a curated record